AUGGCCAUCUCUUUUUCCACCCUUCCUGCCCCUGCCAAGUUCAGGGAGCAGCAACCAGAGGGAGAUGAUCACCUGAACCACUGCUCCAAAACCAUGGGCAGUCAAUGCUGUAAAUGUGGUCCAGAUGAAGAUGCACUAGAGAGAGAGAGGCGGCGGAAGUUGCUUCUUGCACAACUGCGUCACAGAAAAAGGGUGAAGGCGGCUGGGCAGAUCCAGGCCUGGUGGCGUGGGGUCCUGGUGCGCCGGACCCUGCUGGUCGCUGCCCUCAGGGCCUGGAUGAUUCAGUGCUGGUGGAGGACGUUGGUGCAGAGGCGGAUCCGUCAGCGGCGGCAGGCCCUGCUGAGAGCCUAUGUCAUCCAGGAGCAGGCGGCGGUCAAGCUCCAGGCCUGCAUCCGCAUGUGGCAGUGCCGGCAACAUUACUGCCAAAUGUGCAACGCUCUCUGCCUGUUCCAGGUUCCCGAGAGGAGCCUUGCCUUCCAGACUGAUGACUUUUUACAGGUCCAAUGUGCAGUCCCUUCAAAGCAACCAGAGUUCCACAUUGAAAUCCUAUCAAUCUGA
Molecule: messenger RNA, 558 nt
Organism: Cebus imitator (Panamanian white-faced capuchin)
Lineage: Eukaryota; Metazoa; Chordata; Mammalia; Primates; Cebidae
Product: IQ domain-containing protein F3
Exons: 3
Coding region: 1-558 (185 amino acids)
Molecular function (GO): calmodulin binding
Source: RefSeq, a predicted model, not a curated record